CUCUCCUCCCACUAUAAAUUGACGAAACGCACUUACCCUUCAUUUUCUUCGCUUUUUGGUUCUCUUUCAGCUCUGCAACUCUCAACUUCAUAGCCAAGUACUACCGCAUGCGAAAAUAAAGAUAAUUUUCCAAACUAAAUUUCAUUCGAAAUUGGCAUCCAUCCAAAUUCCUUUCAUUACUAUUUCCAUUUCUUCGUUUAUAGACACACACACACCCACAUAUCAUAUAGCAAGCACCUUUAUCUGAUAAUCUAUGGAGGCGACCGUGGACGACCAAGCGGACCAACCGCAAGCAGAAGCUCGGGCUCCUACCGCAGAAUCUCAGCCUGAGUCUCAAGGAGAAGAAGACGUAGAAGAGGAAGCAAGGAACGAAGAUGAUGAGUUGAUCGCGAAGGCUCAGAAGCUGAUGGAGAAGAUCACUUUUUCGCCUGAAAAACCUAGCUCCUUCGUCCUUCAUGCCCUCGCCUCCCUUCUUGAAACACAAGAAUCCCAAUACAUGGAAGAGAAUGGUCAUUCAUCCACUAACGGUCGUGCUUCACAUAACGUUGGACGGCUUGGGAACCUAGUCCGGGAAAAUGAUGAUUUCUUUGAAUUGAUAUCUUCAAAGUUUUUAUCAGAAACAAGAUACCCACCCUCCAUCCAGGCAGCUGCUGCAAGGCUUCUUUUAAGCUGCUCACUGACUUGGACUUAUCCUCAUGUUUUUGAAGAAGCCGUCUUAGAGAACAUAAAAAAUUGGGUGAUUGAUGACACUGCAAGAUUUCCCCGUGAAGACCACAACUGCAAGGGCAAGGAGGUAUCUGAUUAUGAAAUGUUGAAGACUUAUUCCACCGGAAUUCUUGCCGUUUGUUUGUCUAGUGGUGGUCAUGUAGUCGAAGAUGUAUUGACAUCUGGAUUGUCUGCCAAGCUUAUGCGCUAUCUUCGGGUGCGUGUCCUUGGAGAGAUGAGUACAAGCCAGAAAGAUGCUGCUCAUUUAACAAAUGGUAAGAUUGCAUCCGGUGCUACUUGCAUAAGAGGUAGGGACGAAGGCAAGGUUAGGGUUCGGCAGGCUCCGGAAACAACUUAUUUAGAUGGUUCGAGGAUAGCGGAUGAGAGAUCCUUAGAUGACCAAAGUCUUGAAAGGGAUCAGGAUAGAGACAUUGUUCUGCAAGGACAUGGAGAAGAAUGCAGGAUAAAUGAUGGAGAAAGACCUGAUGCAAUGGAUGAAAGGGUUGAUGCCUAUGAGAUAGAUGCUGAUGGCGAUAAUAGGAGGCAUAGUCGAGAAUUACGUGAUGGGAAGGCAAAAUUGGAAGAUUUUGAUGAGAACGGUAGAGAUGACUCUUCGAGGCGCAGAGCAAAUCGUGGAUUGGCAAGAUCAAGAUGCAAGGGAAGGUUCAAUGAAGGUGGCCCUGAGAAUGAACAGGCUUUAACCUCACCAGGAUCUGGUAGUCGAUUGGGACAGGGGCGGAGUACAAGAGAGAGGAGCGUCUCAAGGCAUUCAGAUGUGAAAAAAUUACUAGAUGCUAGAAAGACUUUUGGCAGGAUUACUUCUGAUGCUUUGGUUGUCGAAAGGGACGAUAACGAUGACUGCUUCCAGGAAUGCAGAGUUGGAAAUAAAGAUAUCUCCGAUCUAGUAAAGAAAGCAGUUAGGGCUGCCGAAGAUGAAGCAAGAACAGCCAAUGCACCUGCAGAAGCUAUCAAAGCAGCAGGUGAUGCUGCUGCUGAAGUUGUCAAAAGUGCGGCUUUCGAGGAAUUUAAAGCUACCAAAGAUGAAGAAGCUGCAGUCUUGGCUGCUUCCAGAACUGCAUCCACUGUUAUUGAUGCUGCUAAUUCAAUCGAGGUUUCAAGGAGCUCUAGUAGCAUCAAUGAUAAUUCGCUGAAUCUAAAUUACACAGAGACAGAAAUCAGUGAGGAUGUGGAAGAAUAUUUCAUCCUGGACUCUGAAUCUCUUGCACAGCUGAGGGAAAAAUACUGUAUUCAAUGCCUUGAGAUACUUGGAGAAUAUGUUGAAGUUCUUGGGCCUGUACUUCAUGAGAAGGGUGUUGAUGUCUGCCUUGCAUUGUUGCAACGGAGUUCCAGAAACAAGGAGGAAUCAAAGGCUGCAAUUCUUUUGCCUGAUGUAAUGAAGCUAAUCUGCGCGUUGGCAGCUCACCGAAAAUUUGCUGCAUUAUUUGUGGAUCGGGGUGGCAUGCAGAAACUGGUUGCUGUCCCUAGAGUUGCUCAAACCUUUUUUGGUCUUUCUUCCUGCCUGUUUACUAUUGGUUCUCUCCAGGGAAUAAUGGAACGUGUGUGCGCUCUUCCCUCAGAUGUUGUACACCAGGUGGUUGAGUUAGCUAUCCAACUUCUUGAGUGCCCUCAGGACCAAGCUAGAAAAAAUGCUGCCUUGUUUUUUGCUGCUGCAUUUGUUUUCCGAGCAGUUCUUGAUGCCUUUGAUGCUCAGGACUGUUUACAAAAAUUACUUGGGCUUCUAAAUGAUGCUGCGUUAGUUAGGUCUGGAGUAAAUACUGGGGCGUUAAGUUUGUCCAGUUCAGGAUCAUUUCGAAAUGAUCGUUCACCUGCCGAAGUUCUGACAUCAUCAGAGAAGCAGAUAGCUUAUCAUACCUGUGUUGCUUUACGGCAAUAUUUUAGAGCUCACCUUCUUCUGCUGGUGGAUUCGAUCCGUCCUAAUAAAAACAAUCGAAGUACGGCGCGGAAUACUCCAAGUGUAAGGGCAGCCUACAAGCCACUUGAUAUCAGUAAUGAAGCUAUGGAUGCUGUGUUUCUGCAGUUACAAAAGGAUCGAAAGCUGGGUCCUGCAUUUGUAAGAACUCGUUGGCCUGCAGUUGAGAAGUUCUUGAGCUUUAAUGGACACUUUACCUUGUUGGAAUUGUGUCAGGCCCUCCCUGUUGAGCGCUAUUUGCACGAUUUGCUUCAAUAUGCAUUGGGUGUGCUGCAUAUUGUUACAUUAGUACCCAACAGCCGCAAGAUGAUUGUAAAUGCCACAUUAAGCAAUAAUCGUGUUGGUAUAGCAGUCAUUUUGGAUGCAGCAAAUAGUGCUAGUAGUUAUGUGGACCCAGAGAUCAUCCAACCAGCACUAAAUGUGUUAGUAAAUCUUGUUUGUCCUCCACCUGCAAUCAGCAAUAAACCACCUAUACUUGCACAAGGUCUGCAUUCUGUUUCUGCUCCAACCUCAUAUGGUUCUGGGAUGGAGAAUAGAGACAGAAACACAGAACGUAAUGUCUCUGAUCGAGCUGUUAACAUGUCUAGCCAGAGUGAUCCAAGGGAGCGGAAUGGGGAAUCUAGUGUGGUAGAUAGGGGAAAUGCCACAGGAGUUGGUACCCAGUACAUCAGUAGCACUUCACAAACUCCUGUUCCCACAGCUACUUCAGGACUGGUUGGAGAUCGUAGAAUAUCUUUAGGUGCUGGUGCAGGUUGUGCUGGCCUUGCUACCCAAUUGGAACUAGGAUAUCGUCAAGCAAGAGAGGCUGUACGUGCAAACAAUGGUAUAAAGGUCCUACUUCAUCUCCUCCAGCCACGUGUAUAUUCACCUCCUGCUGCCCUUGAUUGUCUUCGCGCUCUAGCUUGCCGUGUUCUGCUUGGUCUAGCCAGAGAUGAUACAAUUGCACAUAUAUUGACAAAGCUUCAGGUUGGAAAAAAGCUAUCAGAACUAAUUCGAGAUUCAGGAGGCCAGACAGGUGGAACUGAGCAAGGCAGGUGGCAAGCUGAACUUUCCCAGGCAGCAAUUGAACUGAUUGCAAUUGUGACAAAUUCAGGGCGUGCAAGUACGUUAGCAGCUACUGAUGCUGCUACCCCUACUUUGAGGCGCAUAGAAAGAGCAGCUAUAGCUGCUGCUACUCCGAUUACUUACCAUUCCAGGGAGCUUUUACUUCUAAUCCAUGAACACCUACAGGCGUCUGGUUUGGGUGCAACUGCUGCUACGCUAUUAAAAGAGGCUCAGUUGACUCCUUUGCUGUUCUUGGCUGCUCCAUCAUCUCUUGUGCACCAAACCUCUGCACCAGAAGUCCCCUCUACACAGCUCCAUUGGCCCUCUGGUCGAGCCACUUGUGGAUUUCUCACUGAAAAAUCUAAACUCACUGCACAGAAUGAGGAUAUGAGCCUGAAGUGCGAUUCAACUGUAUCUUCUUCAAAGAAAAAUCCACUGGCUUUCUCACCAAUUUUUGGUAUACACUCAAGAAAUCAGUUGCAAUCCCAUGAUUGCCAAUCGGUAUCUGUCAGGAGAAUCUUCAGUACAUCAAAGCAACCUUCUGUACCUGCAAUUGCAUCAGAAAAUUCAUCAGAGUCCUUGCCAAAACCUAAUUUUGAUACAGAAUCUCAAUGUAAGACUCCAAUUGUAUUGCCGAUGAAGCGAAAAUUAUCAGAGUUGAAGGAUGUGGGGUUGGUUUCAUCCCCCGGAAAGCGACUUAACGCGGGUGAGCAAGGACUCCGGUCUCCAGUUUGUCCAACACCCAGUAGUGGCCGUAAAAGCAACCUGCUAACUGAUAAUAUAGGACUGUCUACCCCAAGUUCUAUUGUAAGAGAUCAGCAUUGGCAAUCAAUGCCAAUUGGUGGCUUGGCAGGUUAUAUGGAUGAUAACCAACAUGGCAACACCCAUAUGGGUCAGGCGACACCAUCCUCACAACUUGGGAUUUUAAAUGAUCCUCAGCCCAGCAGCACAGAGCAGUUAACUCUAGACUCUAUUGUUGUUCAAUAUCUGAAGCACCAGCAUCGCCAAUGCCCGGCCCCUAUAACCACUCUUCCGCCACUCUCUCUCUUGCAUCCACAUGUUUGUCCUGAACCUAAACGAAGUCUUGAUGCCCCAUCAAAUGUAACAGGCAGACUUGGUACACGUGAGUUCAAAAGUAUAUAUGGUGGGGUACAUGGAAAUCGCAGGGAUCGCCAGUUUGUUUACAGCAGAUUCAGACCUUGGAGAACUUGUCGGGAUGAUGCUGGGGCACUUUUGACAUGCAUUGAUUUUCUUGGGGACUCCUCUCGUCUUGCAGUUGGCAGCCACUCUGGAGAGCUCAAAAUUUUUGAUUCCAACAGCAACAAUGUGCUGGAGAGCUGCACAAGCCACCAGUCUCCUUUGACAUCUGUUGAAUCAUAUAUUUCUGGUGAGACGCAGCUGGUGCUUUCAUCGAGCUCCCAGGAUGUAAGGUUGUGGGACGCAACUUCAAUCUCAGGUGGACCAAUGCAUCCAUUUGAAGGGUGUAAGGCUGCAAGGUUUAGCAAUUCUGGUAGCAUUUUUGCAGCCCUGACAGUAGAGCCUGCACCACGAGAAAUUCUCCUCUACAAUAUCCAAACCUGCCAGCUGGAAUCAAAGCUGUCAGACACAUCUGCAAGUUCUACAGGUCGGGGGCAUGUUUAUUCUCUCAUACACUUCAGCCCUUCAGAUGCUAUGUUGCUAUGGAAUGGGGUAUUGUGGGAUCGGCGGGUUUCUGGCCCUGUUCAUCGCUUUGAUCAGUUUACAGAUUAUGGAGGUGGUGGCUUUCAUCCAGCUGGGAAUGAGGUAAUUAUAAACUCAGAGGUCUGGGAUCUCCGGAAGUUUAGGCUCCUCCGUAGUGUACCUUCAUUGGAUCAAAUGACAGUAACUUUUAAUGCACGCGGUGAUGUGAUUUAUGCAAUCCUUCGGAGAAAUCUUGAGGAUGUAAUGUCUGCUGUUCACACACGUCGAGUCAAGCAUCCUCUCUUUGCUGCUUUUCGCACGGUGGAUGCAGUCAACUACUCUGACAUUGCCACUAUACCUGUAGAUCGUUGUGUCCUUGACUUCGCAACAGAGUCAACAGAUUCCUUUGUAGGGUUGAUUACAAUGGAUGAUCAAGAAGAGAUGUACUCUUCAGGAAGAGUUUAUGAAAUUGGUCGCAGAAGGCCAACGGAUGAUGAUUCAGAUCCUGAUGAUGCUGAGAGUGAGGAGGAAGAUGAGGAUGAUGAUGAUGCUGAUGUAGACCCUAUUCUAGGCCCAGAUCUCGAUGGGGAUGGUGAAAGUGAUGCAGAUGACUUGAGUAACGAUGAUAGUGUUAGCGAACUGAUUGACGACGACGAUGAUGAUGAUGAUGGGGAUUUCAUGCUGGAGGGUGGAACAGGAUUACUAGAGAUUGUGACAGAGGGUGAUGAGGAUGAUGAGGAUAGUGAAUUGCUUGAAUCUUUCAGUAGUGAUGAUGAGGAUGAUUUUGUGGGUAAUGGUUUUGGUUAUUAAAUGUUACAUAAUUAUCAUAUUGGUUUUCAUUGUAGCCCGGAUAAUGUAAUUAUGCUGUUAGAAGUUGGAGGAUGGAAUCCAUGGUUUAGUUGAUAGCGUGACAUUGUGAGAUUGGAAAUGUACAGAGACCAGAAAGUCAUUUGUAAAUAGCUUUGUUGCCGAA
Juglans microcarpa x Juglans regia is the source of this 6311-nucleotide messenger RNA. Its product is annotated as DDB1- and CUL4-associated factor homolog 1. NCBI's taxonomy places the organism in Eukaryota, Viridiplantae, Streptophyta, Magnoliopsida, Fagales, Juglandaceae. Gene Ontology annotation, cellular component: nucleus; Cul4-RING E3 ubiquitin ligase complex. Gene Ontology annotation, biological process: protein ubiquitination. Gene Ontology annotation, molecular function: protein binding. The transcript is spliced from 14 exons. The coding region runs from base 254 to 6148 and encodes 1964 amino acids. The record is from RefSeq and is a predicted model, not a curated record.